Molecule: messenger RNA, 11981 nt
Organism: Macaca mulatta (Rhesus monkey)
Lineage: Eukaryota; Metazoa; Chordata; Mammalia; Primates; Cercopithecidae
Gene: FGF6
Product: fibroblast growth factor 6
Molecular function (GO): growth factor activity
Source: RefSeq, a predicted model, not a curated record
UUCUAUAAAUAUUCUUGAAAUUUGUCCUAGAGUGCAUUUAAUAUACUUGGAAAGAGAUUGAUCCUUUUUGUGUUUGCUUGUAAUAUUUGUUAGGGGGGAUCAGAGCAGCAUUUGGUCUGAGGAUAAUCAUUCCCCACUAGUGAGGCAAGACUCAACCCAGCACCCCAGGAAUGAGGAUAUUUUCCAGUCUGGCUGGUGGGAACAGGUACUGUUUCCAGUCUUGUAUGAGCUCCAGAUACUGCUCCCUCUAAUCUUUUCCCCUAGUUCCUUCUCCAGCCACAGGUACUGUACACACGUGCUAAUCAGGACUCUGUGACCACUUGAGGGGGUCCCUCAAUGCAUCUCUACGUUCUUUUUUUGUGCAGCUCUCUCUUCUCUGGUUCUCUUCCCUGAAAGCCCUCUUUGCCUUAGUCUUUCUCAGUUCGCUUCAUCUCCUCAAUUCAAGGUGUCUUCCAGGAUCCAACAAGGUUUCUCCUCCCUGCGCCAUGCCUGAAAUCUCUAUUAAAUCAGUAAGCUGGUAGACGUGUAGGAGUCAUCUCAGCUCCUCGUUUCUCAAGAAUCACUGUUCUUUGCUGCCUGAUGUCUAAUGUCUUGAAAACUGUUCUUUAAUGUAUUUUUCCAAUGUUUUUGUUAUCUGCGGCAAGAGAAUAAAUCCAGUCCCUGCAGAGCCUAUUUAUCCCUGUUACCAAGACGUGACCCUUCUGGGGUCUCUACUGAAUAUUCUCCACUGAGAACACCUAGUUCUCUCCACCUGGCUGGUCUGAACAAAGCUUCCCCGUGUGAGCGCUCAGGAUGGCUCACCUUACUGCUUUCUGGCAGCGCUUUUCCUAGUUUCACGGAGUUUCAUCCAUGCUUAUGUGGCUUUGCUUUCAGCAACAAACACAAGAGCAAACCUCUACCGGUUUCUGCAGCUCUUUCUCUAAAGCCGCUUCCUCUGCUUUGGCUUCUGUCCUGCAAAUUGUGACUGCCUUAGCCUCACCAAACUUCAGUCUCCGAACCCUCCACUCACCAUCACCCCUGCACUCUGCGUGGGUUCUCCUUUCCUGCGCUGAGGUCUGGAGAGUGCCUCCAGGCAGAAAGAAGAGGGGAUCGUGGGAUCCAUCUCACUUGUUUCCUUUUUUUCAGGGAUCAUAGUCCUGCGCUUUCUGUUAUCCAAUGUUUAAAAACUGCUGUUUCAUUUGCCCAGUUUUCUCGUUGUUUAUUAUGGGAGCGCAAGUCAAGUAUAGGUUUCUCCACCACAGUGAAAGCAGAAGUCUUCAAUGUAAGUGUUUUAAAUGACAACAUGCAAAUCAUUAUAUUGAAAGUGCUUUUUUAAAUGAAUAUCCCACUCCUACCAAAAUUCUGAUCACUCCUCUACAGAGGGCUGGCCCUUGUUUGAGAAUAGCUCGUCUAGUGAAAUCCAUGGAUGUAAAGCCUUUAAUUCAACCACAUUUAUUCAAACAUUUCAUAAACCGUAUCGCAUGGCGGGCACGGUGCUCGGUUCUGAAGAUCCAGAGACAGUAAGACGCCACUGGUGCCUUAAGGAUUUCACUCUCAAAGUCAGCACCUUGUCAGAGUGUUAAAACCCAGUAAGGGCAGUGACAGAGAUAAUCGUGCGAAAUACCAAUGAGGCAGGGAAAGCGGGGAGGGGAACAGGCUGCUGAAUCCAGUUUAGAGACAGGUGGAAGGUUGUCAAGGAUUACUUCCGGAGGUGACACUUAAGCUGACUCUUUAAAGAGGAAAGCAACUCACCACGCAAAGAGAGGACAGUUUGAGCAAAAACAUGAGGCAGAAACAGCACACAGUAUGCCUGGGAACAACAGGCCAUUUGAGGUUGCUGAAGCAAAAAUUCCCAGAGAGGGAGAGGCAGGGGAUGGAGCUGGAGAGGCCGGGAGAGGUCACGACAGGGAGGGCCUUCUGUGUCACACUGGGGAGCCUGCCACUAAGGGCUGAGUCUUUUACAUAACUUUGCAUGGUGGCUGGCAGGGUGCAUGCCCGCCUCAGCACGCAGCAGGUAUUAUUAGAUGAUGAUCAUGAGAGAUAAAUCUAAGAAACCGCAAAACUCUGAGCGGAGCCAAAAUCCCUUAGGUUCCGAGGUUCCAGAAAGUUAUCCGACUCCUCUGCCCCUUUGCAAAUUCAGCUGAGAUGUGUGGCAGUGGUGGUCAGCCAGCCCUGAGGUGCUGCUUUCUCGGCAAUUGGCUGAGCCUCUAGACUUGCAUCUAUGGCUGGAGCAUAGUAAGGAGGGAGAAGGGGAGAGCGUGAGUGAGACAGAGAAGAAAGACAGCACUAGGGGACAGGAAGUCACGCUGAGAGACACAGCCACAGUGGGGCUCAGAUUGAAGGGAUAGAUCAAGAAACACUUUAACGCAAGAAGAUGAUUUCUGGUGUCAAGAGGAGAAUCAUAUGCUUUCUCCCAGAAAACUCUGCAAAUACUUGGUGACCAACCAGACCACAAAGCCGCGCGUUCAGGGGCUCCCUCCCUCCCCAUCGUAGGGGUCUCUGGGAGUGGGGCAGGGUCUCCAGUCUAAACUCAAGCCAGGAUUCAGACACAUAUGGACAAUGCAGAUGGGCCGGCCCCAGCAGAAGUCUAUUUGUCUGAGGCGUUGAGGGGCCUCCAGAAAAAUAAUCCACAUGGAAGGAAAUGGGAAUACCACCUGAUCAGCUCAAACCAUAACAAGACUGAGUCCUUUGCAGGGCAGGGAUUCUGAAAAAACUUCAAAUGAGCAGAUCGCCAGGGCAUGAGUAGUACUGGCCAGGUAUUUCUUUCACAGGUAUAACAUGAAGACAGGGGCUAAGGUACUCUUCCUGGCUUUGAAACAGAACACAAAGCCGCUCUGGCUCCUUGAGGGCUUCAGGUGCUGAGCUGUAGUGAGAAAGGGAACACGCCCGGGCUGCCCAGCAGGAGGUGGAAGGGCUGGAGAACAGCGUGAGCCACACAGGUGCCUGGCAGUGUGCCCAGGAACACUGUGCUCGUGGCCAUGUGUGAGACACGCUCUGGAACUGCAGAAAUCUCUCGGGGGUGAUUUGUAGUGGGGUGAAGUUCCACAUGAGUUGGAAGAAGGAAGAACGAGGGAAAUGUGGAUUAUGACUAUUAAUGAGGCCUGGGAAAAGUUGAGUUCCACUAGGAAGGUACAAAGUUUAGGUUUCCCUAGGGAAUCGCUAGCAAGCUAAUAGCUGGCUCAUCCUCGUAGAAGUUCUACCUGGACACCGUUGAUCAGUUGAAAUUGUUUCUCUUCAAUUCUCCCUCUUGUAGCAAGUUUAUGAGCUGCAAAUGUCCCUGUUUGCUCAGGCCUAGGGCAGGAAUCCUUCCUAGAUCCUCAUCUCUACAAGUGUCCUUCUCAUGCUGAUUAAAUCCAGUGAGCAACCUCUACCACUAAAAAAAGCAGGGAGGUGCCUGUCUGAGCAAGAUGGGGAGGAGAUACAGGGAGGGUUCCAGGCCGCCGUGCCAAGCUCGCACAAAGACAGACCUUGAGACAAAAGAGACAAAGACGCUAAGCACAAACAGCUAUUUUGUUUUCCACCUUAUCGUUUUCCAUAUUUUCCAAAUUAUCUAUAGAAAGAGGCAAAUGCUAGUUUUUCAAAACCGAAUGUAAAAAGUACAAGUAAGCUCAGCUUUUCACAAUCUACAUGGAUGAGGCGCAUCUGGGUUUUACGUGCUUUCCUUUUGGUCACCCCUCAGGCAUUUGAUCUUGAUUAUGUAACACACAGGAGUCACAAAGAGCAACCACCUGGUGUGACGGAGGGCGUUCUGCCAUGCAGAUGAUGCAGAAGGUUGGUGUGGCUAAGCACUGCCAAAUCUGACAAACCUGUAUUUUGUGGCAUCCCCCUUGGGGACAAGGACCCUGUUGUAGAAGGAGACAGACAUGAACAUAUUUUCCUACUCACCUCCACUGGACCUUGGCUCAUCCAGCGAGAGUGAUUGACAAUCCCCAAAGGCUGUUGGCCAACUAUUUGCAAGAGGGGUCCAUGGAGGGAAGCCUCUUCCACCUGUUACUCUUUUCUCCAUCACUUCACAUCCACAGGGGUCCCUAAGCCCCAAGACAAGGGUCAAGUGCAAAUCUGGUAAGCCAAGAAGACCUAGCAGUUGUCAACUUAAUUAGCCUUCAGGAAAAAUAUAUGGCUAUAUAAGCACAGUAAAGUUGCUAUAGAGACAGGCAGAGGAGGUGCAUUUAGAACAGGGCCUCAUCGCAUCACCCGAUAAAAAUAAGACCCAGGCUUUUUAAUAGCAUGAAUUACUUAAGUUUUAAAUUUAACAGGGGACGACACCAAGGCACUCACUGGUUUUCAGAACAUUUGAGGAAUCUGGGCUGCCUGCUUCUGCAUAUGUUAGCAGCCAUCACAACAUAUGCUCUGGCGGAUGGCAAUGAAGAGCUGGAAGCCCACGUGUCUCUCCCACCCCCUGAGAUAAGAGAUGGUCUUUCUCACUUUGGUUUGUCCUCUUUAAUUGGGUGAGAUUUUCGAUGUGUUUCAGGAAAAUUUCUGAGAAAUAGCUCUACCGUGCUCUGCACUGGGCCAGUUGCAUGUAUUAUUGCUAGUCAUUGUAACAACCUUAGGAAGCAAUGAUCUCAUUUUGCAGACGACAAAAUAAUGAAGCUCAGAGAGGUCCAGAACUUUCCCAAGGUCACGGAGCUACUAAAUGGUGGAGUUGAGAUUCAAAUCCAGGUGUCCCCAUUCCAAAGCCCAUUGCUUUAUGAGACAUGAACCACAACCUCUGCACAGAGAGGAACCCAGGAUGAGGUGAAUCCAAGAAGCUCUACCAUUUUUAUUGGUAUAUGGCAUGGACCUUGUUAUAGUUUAAUCUCUCUCCUAAGGUAGUCCCAAAGUGGAUGGGUUCCAAGAAAUUCCACAGAGAUUCUGAGCUCUACUGGUGAGCACCUCUCCAAUUAUCCAAGGCAAGUGUUAAUUUCAGACUGACUUCUCCUAACCAUCCAACAUGUUUCUGGACUGUCUCUUCCCUAAGUGAGGACCACCAGCAUAAUUAACACAAGAUUCCAAACAUCACUGAGAAAGUGUCCCCACUGCUCUUGCAUCCAUGAAAGCUUAACCAUAUGAAACCCAGCUGGAAAUCCAAAGUGAAGUUCUUUUUGUUGACAACUUUGUCUUCGGAUUAUUCAUGAACCUCUUACUUUGCAGAAGGAUUUUUAAAAACAGUUUUCCAACAAAGGCCUACAUAGUAGACUCAAUCUGAGCCUCUAAGGCAUCAUCUUUCCUUGUGGGAAACUGCAGUGCUGGUGAGAUGAGAUUGGGUCUGGGACAAUGGCAGUGGAAGGGAGAGGAAGCCAAUGGGGAAGCCAGGGGACCCCUGGUGACAGUAGGAACAAGUGGUACCUAUGUCCCUCCCCAUUCAGUUUACCAGCUGAGGGUCAUGACAGAUGUCUGGGCUUCACAGGAUCCGAGAAGGCAUGUCUAGGGCAACACUGAAACACAUGGCUUGACAGAAAUUUGAACCAAAGCAUCGAACCCAGUGAACGGGCAGAAGGGCAGAGAGAAGGCAGGUAGAAGCCACAGACCAGAGGCUGGGACCCAGGGCACAGCAGAAGGUUUAGAAUCAGAGGGAAGGUGGUGGUGCCUCGGUAGAGUCCUUGGGCCAUAGAACUCACCCCAGGAGCUUUUUCAGGCUACCUGCAGCCUGCAAUGUGGGUGCAGAGUGUGGCUAAGGGAGCUGCCUGCUGGGACCAGCUCUACUGCUCAGGACGCUCAAAUCCAUCUGUAUGCCACUGUCAUCACCCCCCACACACUCCUUCCAAUCCCUGCACAAUCAGCACUAAUGUCUCACCAACAGAUUAAGACCUGAAGUACAAGAAAUAGGAUUUUAAACUCAAGUUAAUUCAAUUCCCCAGGUGACCCUUGUUAACUUAUUCACCCUCAGAGACAUAUUAAUAGUUCCUUCUUAUAUCGUAUAGCAAUUUGUGGGGUGGGUUUUCUGGUAGCUUUACCUUUUUUUCUCACUUCAGUUAGACAUGUUAUCUAUUUAAAAGUAAUAUGGGAAAAGGAAAAACGAGUGUAGGAAUAGCUUCCUGGCAGAAAUACUUUCACUAGUUUCUGAAUGUAAUAUCAGCCCAGCAAAAGUUAUCUGCAAAUACAGAAGUUAUCUGCAAAUACAUGUACAUCAAAGACACUCAAGUUUUUUUUUUUAACAAAUGAAUCAUUUUAUGCUACUGAAAUAACUCUGUGAUGUGCUAUUGGCAUUUAAGGAGCUAAAUAGACUCUGUGGGCCAGCCAACUUCUACUGAAAACAUUAGACAUGCACAGGCUUUAGACUCAGGCAAACCUUAGAAGUUCUGGCUUUGCUACUUAUUAGCUGUGGUAACUUGGGCAAGUCAUUUAACCUCUCUAAGCCUCAGCUUCCUCAUCUGUGAAAUGAGAAUAAUAUCAGUCACAUGCCAGGGAUAAAUCCAGGGAGGAGAAUGGCCAGGGGGCUAUGUCAAAGACCAGACACUACUUCCGCCCCAGGUGGAUGCCAGGACCAGGACAGUGAGCAGGCAAACCUUGCCCUUGCCCUCCCUCCCUCCCUCCACAAUCUUAAAGCUCCUUGAACAACCAACCCCCAUCCCCACCCGCUGAGAAUUUCCGUGCCCUCCUGCUGAAAGGGUUUGGCCUUUUGGUGUUCCCCUCCACCACGGGCUGUUUCCAUGCAAAGCUCUCGAGGGUGACUUGCAGGCUACGGUCAUCACCACCACCAGCCUUUCCCAUCCCUGCCUCUACCUACUGCCCUCUAAAUAAGGAAGCCAGCGCUGCCAGGCAAAGAACUUCUGCCCAAUAUGGGUCCUGGGUGGCCUCUCGCCUCUCUCUUUCCCUGGGCCCCCAGCCAGCUUCCCCCCUCCCUCAGAGAUGCUCCCUGCUCACUUCAUUCCUGCCUCAUAGUUGGAAUGACAGUGGCUCCCAGAACCCCUGGGGAGCGUGGAGGGUGAUGGGGGUCUGGGGAGGCAGCCAGGCCCAAGAGCAGGUUAAUGUUACAGCCCUGGAUAAGUGAGCCGGGCGGGUUGACGUCAGGGUGAUGAUGGGUGGAGGGGAGGGCCGGGCUGCUGAACCAACUAUAAAGAUAGGUCAAAUCAAAUAACAGCUCGGGCCGGAGCAAGCGGGCGAGCUAGAGAGCGUCCCCGAGCCAUGGUCUCUACCGGCCGCGGCUCAGCCUGGGUCCCUCUGCUCCCAACCCGAGUGCCCGUUGCAGGUUUUGGUUUCAUGUCAGCAGCCUUCAUCUGCCUUCCAAAAAUAAGCCCCUGCCGCCAUGCCGGAGGGAGAAAAACAAGAAGGGCGGUAUUUUUAGGGCCAUUAAUUCUGACCACGUGCCUGAGAGGCAAGGUGGAUGGCCCUGGGACAGAGGCUGUUCAUCACUAUGUCCCGGGGAGCAGGACGUCUUCGGGGCACGCUGUGGGCUCUCGUCUUCCUGGGCAUCCUAGUGGGCAUGGUGGUGCCCUCGCCUGCAGGCACCCGUGCCAACAACACGCUGCUGGACUCGAGGGGCUGGGGCACCCUGCUGUCCAGGUCUCGUGCCGGGCUAGCUGGAGAGAUCGCCGGGGUGAACUGGGAAAGUGGCUAUUUGGUGGGGAUCAAGCGGCAGCGGAGGCUCUACUGCAACGUGGGCAUCGGCUUUCACCUCCAGGUGCCCCCCGACGGCCGGAUCAGCGGGACCCACGAGGAGAACCCCUACAGCCUGCUGGAAAUUUCCACCGUGGAGCGAGGUGUGGUGAGUCUCUUUGGAGUGAGAAGUGCGCUCUUCGUUGCCAUGAACAGUAAAGGAAGAUUGUACGCAACGCCCAGCUUCCAAGAAGAAUGCAAGUUCAGAGAAACCCUCUUGCCCAACAAUUACAACGCCUAUGAGUCAGACUUGUACCGAGGGACCUACAUCGCCCUGAGUAAAUACGGACGGGUAAAGCGGGGCAGCAAGGUGUCCCCAACCAUGACUGUCACUCAUUUCCUUCCCAGGAUAUAAGGACCCGCAAAAGAAGGCUCACGGAUUUAAAGCAGCGUCUGUUCUGUUGGAAUUUUGCACAAGCGAAUAACUCCCCUUGCCCUCCAUGGCUUCUGAGUCAGGUUUAUCUCGUGCUUGGGGAGACCCCAGUUGUUUCCCUUGGCCACGGGACCCCACAGCAUGUAGCCCAUUCAAACCAGGGCUGCAAUCAGCAACCUUAGAAUGGCAAUUUAUCCCAUGCUCUGACCUCCUUCCAGGAGAGAAGGUAUCGGUGACACUUGUGGAAUGUGACCAUGUGCACAGGAAAAGGCCAGGGCAGGAGUUUGUGUGCACUGUUGUAUAUCCAUACAGCUUUAUAUACAUUCUCAUAGCAAUGGCAUUUCAAAGCAUCAGGUUUCUUUCUCCUAGCAUCAUCGCUGCAGGAAUCUGCCUAUAAGAAUGUCAGUUGUCAAACCAGCAAGAUUGAUGUGUGCUCCCAUUCUGCCUCUUUCCAAUCAUCUUUCCAUUCAGAGGCCACUAAUUACAUGGGCUGCACAGGUCAGCGGGGAGCAGCUGUCCUCAAAGGGCAGAGACGGCAUGGCAGAGUGAGAGGGUGUAAGGUUGAACUGCAAACUAGAGAGUGAUCAAGCACUUCAAGCUUCCUGCCAGUGAGGGCUUUGGGGACACUGGGAUGACUUGUCAGGGAAGCUGGGGGAGAAGCGGUUCCCUUCUUGGAGGAAAGGGGUAGAGCAGCAUCCAGGGCAGCUGAGGAAGGCUUGUGGAGGCAGCAGAAAGGACUGGAUGUUCUAGGAGAGCCACUCUGCCUGGAGAACUCAGGCUGUGUAUGGCUCCAAGAACAAGCAGGGGCCAGGCUGCCUGCCCAUAACGUUUCCUCACUUUGAACUGGUCUUAUUUUAACCUCAGAUGACAAGGAUCCUAAUAAUGGCAACCUCUUUGGCGAGGGGUAGGGGGACAAACUAGGGCAUGAAGGAAGUAGAGAGGCUUUGGACUGCAGAUGGUAAUUCCUCUCCAAGUAUGUCCAGGAAACGCACCCAAGUUCUCAUCUGAUACCCUCACUUCCUUCUUGCUCAUCCUCAUCUCACAUACGCGCUGUGCCUGGAUGCAGCAGCAUGGGCACCGUGACCUCCAGGCUUUGUGCUCUCUUCCUCCCUGCAGUAGAAGAGGAGUGAUAAUCCCGUGGAGUCAGGCAGCCAAGCUGAAGCAGCUCCUUGCUGCACAAUGCCUUCUUGCCUCCCGUCCUUUGAGAAUAUUUAAAGCAGAGGUUCCCCAAGUGACUAUAAAUGUUGUCUGCUGGAGCCUUCGGAUUCCUGAACCAUUGGAAUGUUCCUAAAUCUGAAACCAGAGGGAGCCGUAUCGGAGUGCAAAUAUUUCUGGCACAUGUGAACCAUCGAGUUACAAAAUGACCUGACGCCCUCUGCGACUCUCGGGGGCCCCGGCCUGCAAGACAAUCCCUCAUCUGUUGCAAAUACCUUCAUCUUCAACAUACCUCGCUAUUUGCAGUUGCAUCCAUCUAUAGAUAGAUCCGGGUUGAGGGACUCUGAGCUGAAGAUGGAGGUUGGCAAUCGAAGGGAGAGACGCCUUACUGGCCACCUCCUCUGCCCUGCAAAUGUCAGGGAGGACAUGUGCUGGGUGAGGAGGAAAAGGCCACAUCCAGAUAUGCAAAGAUGGAAGAGAGAGUAGAAGCCCUGGAGCACGGCCGACCCUUGGAUGUGGUAGAAAAGGGAGAAAACUGAUCCAUCUUGAGUCUGUGGAAUAUUGAAGUGCAGGUCGGCUUGGAGGCGGGGAUAAAGCUCUCCACUGUUUUUUAGGGAGUCUCAUCCAGUGCAAUCAGUCUCUUGAACACGGUCGAUCAGGAAUGCAGGCACUCCAGACCUGAGGUGCAUAUCGGUUCCUAGUGGAGCUUGGAGUGUGGGAUGGCUGGUGGAUAGCGUGACUGUGAUCCAGAGAAAAAAAGGAGAAAGACGUUUUAGGUCCCAGAGCAUACUGUCCUUUCUUCCAAGAUCUUUCAGCUCACAUGGCAUGAGAGGACCCAUCUUCAAGAGGGUCCCCAAAGCCUCAGGCUGCCAGCUCUUUCCUUCAGGUCUCUAGAGAAUCACAACGUUGCUCAAAUCCUGGCAAGGCAUUUCGCCAAAUGUCCACUUCCAUUUUUCACGCUAGGAGUGAGAAGGAGAAGCUACGAAGUGCCUACGGUCAAGCAGGCAUAAUACUGAGCCGCUGCACUGCGGUCGCACCAGCACCGGUUAUGAGGGGCUGGGUGUCUGUCUAACUGGUACCAGGGCCGAUGCUGUAUCAGUUGCUAGUAUUUGGGGCUUGUUUGUGACAGGGUCUCGCUCUGUCGCCCAGGCUGGAGUGCAGUGGUGUGAUCUCAGCUCACUGUAACCUCCACCUCCCAAGCUCAAGCGAUUCUCCUUCCUCAGCCUUCCGAGUAGCUGGGACUACAGGUCCAGCUAAUUUUUGUAUUUAUUUUUGGAGAGAUAGGGUUUUGCCAUAUUGGCCAAGCUGGUCUUGAACGCCUGGGCUCAAGCAAUCCACCUGCCUCAGCCUCCCAAACUGUUGGGAUUCCAGGCAUGAGCCACGGCGCCUAGCUGGUUGCUAAGUAUUUUGAAUACCACCUUUGGAGGCAGGUAUGUGUGGGUGAUGCUUUAAAAUCCUUCCCAUGCAAAGGAAUUCUCUCAAGGGCUUUCUGUUUUCCUGUAAGUGUCUUGGGCUUAAGAAAAGCCAAUCCCCAUCCACAGGAGUGAGUGAAGGGACAAGACCAGAGUAAGAUCAGCAGGAUGCAUUUCAGUCCCUUCUCUCCGGCUUCUGUUUCUGUUCCCCGGGCGUGGAGAGUUGUUUCCUAUCUGGUCACAUGUCCACUGAGUCCUGAGCUCAGUUGUCAGGCCCAUUGGCUCCCAAAGGCUACAGAAGACACUGCUAUAGGCAGGGUAACCAGAGUGCACCCCACUUUCCCAUUGAGGACGUACUAAGACUUGGGUCCUCCAUCCCCAAGUGCUGAGCAAUAAGCCUGGUUUAUAGAGUUUUGUAGCUAAUGCACCUCUCUUUCAUCCUGAAUCUUCUUUGGCAGCUCCAUGCAAACUUGGAGUUCCAAGGGCCAAGAGGCUGUUCUGUUGUCUCUUCAAGAGCAAAUAAUAGAGAGGAGAGCAGCAUAUCUACACACCCUUCAAGAUGCACUUCUCAGCUGCAGCUGUAGAGGUUAGCUUAGAAGCAAUGCGGGAGCCCCAGGCUCCUUGUAAAACCGCCACCCUUUUCAGGGCAAUGGAUGAACCUCAUAGGAAACCAGAAAACUCCAAAUGCCUUGUUCAAGCUGCUGAUUAUGUUUGUUUCAUCAUUCACUGCCUUGUAACACCCCUUCCCUUCCCACUUCCCAUACAUUUUUGAACCUCUCUGGAAAGCAGCAUACAAUUUUGUAAUUAAUACCCUACCAUUAUCCUCCGCAGCCUUCCCCUCUGCCACCACAUCCCACAGUACCCUAAUAUACAUGCCAAGCCCUUGGUCAGGGCCAGUCUAUGGCCUAACAAAAAGAACAUUUUCUUCUGCCAUCUGAUUCAGGAUACAAACCUCUCCCCUCUUUAGACAUAUAGGCAUCUCUCUCCUGCCCAGAAACCCAGGCCUGAAAUUCUCUCCCGACCCUCAUCCUGUCCUGGGCAGUUUGCAAUUCUCCUUCGACGCUGGCUCUGGGCCACUUUCUUGUCCUAGACCUCAGACCCUUCAAGUUCUUGUUCUAUGCAAGUCCUGAGAGAAAAAGGAAAUAGGAGAGUCCAUGAGCGGCAGUUCUCCUUUCUCCCCUUGUUGAAGUCCAUUGCCUUUGCCCAUUCUGUGUCACAGUCACUGGUGAAAACAUAUCUACCAAAUGCACAUCUACAAAUGUCCUCCAAGACACCAGGAUCUCCCCUCUGCCCUCUUUCUCCUUCUGCCCCCUUUCAUGUGGACACAAGCUAGAAAACUCCUUCAUUGGCCGGACGCGGUGGCUCACUUCUGUAAUCCCAGCACUUUGGGAGGCCGAGGCAGGCGGAUCACGAGGUCAGGAGAUCGAGACCAUCCUGGCUAACACGGUGAAACCCCGUCUCUCCUAAAAAUACAAAAAAAAAAA